Molecule: messenger RNA, 995 nt
Organism: Brassica rapa (field mustard)
Lineage: Eukaryota; Viridiplantae; Streptophyta; Magnoliopsida; Brassicales; Brassicaceae
Product: protein EARLY FLOWERING 4
Biological process (GO): positive regulation of circadian rhythm; entrainment of circadian clock
Cellular component (GO): nucleus
Source: RefSeq, a predicted model, not a curated record
UAAAACUAUGCACUUUUCAAUAAAUAUCUUGAGAUAUUUCGAGAAUCAUAGAUCCUUUUAUCUCUCUCUCACCCAUUUUUAUUUGUAAAAAAAUCAGAAAAGUGCAGAAAAAACUCUGUUCUUUAUUCCUCCUAACCAAUCACUGCACACCUUCAACUCACAUUUUUUCAGAUUCCCCACGCGCCCUGUUCUUCAAUGUUCGAUAAUAUACGUGUAUUUGAGCUACACGCUCUAGUUAUACGCCUGGUGAUGAGUCAGAACUGCUUGCCUCCGUGUCCAUUUAUCAUCUUGCCCGGAAGAUAUUUAGUUACUAUAAAUAUCUAAUUUCCCUUGAGUGCGAAAAUACAACAAAUCAUACAAAAACACAUACAAAACAUAUAAAAGAAGAAAAUCUCCGGUUGAUAAAAACUAUUUAAAUGAAGAGGAACGGUGAAACUAAGCGGCGGAGGAACGUGGCGGAAGAGGCGGAGCAGGGAGGAGGAGAUCCGGCGAUGUGGGAGGAUCUUGAUCGGAAUUUCAGACAAGUGCAAUCUGUUUUGGACAGAAAUAGAUCACUUAUCCAGCAAGUCAACGACAAUCACCAGUCAAGAAUGGCAGAUAACAUGUCCAAGAACGUUGCUUUGAUCCAAGAACUCAACGGAAACAUCUCUAAGGUUGUUUCUAUGUAUUCUGACCUCAACACCAAUUUCUCAUCGGCGUUUCACGGUGGGAAGAACGGUCGCGACGGUGGUGGUGCUACCGGAACCAGAGCUAAUUAAAUCAACCCUGGUCUUUCUUAGUUGGACCGGCCGGUUUAACAUUUCGAAUCAGUCGGUUUAACAUAUGGUCUAAACCAACCUGUUAUAUAAGUUAUGUUAUUGCAAUGAUUGUCGUUAGAAUAAUCCGUGGGAGAAAACCCAUUAUAUGGGUUAUUUUAAUUAUGGUUUGAGUCUUUUUCAAUGUGUCUCUACUGCAAUUUCUCUAAUAAUAAAUAAAUAUUUAGACUUGAACGCUUU